AAUUACAAAUGUCAUCAUUGUUUCACACUAUCGCACGCUGAAUGAAUCAAAUCAAGGGAUAUAAUUACUAUUGCAUAUUUUAAAUGGGAUUUGCUUAAAGAAACGGAAUAAAUUGCAAUUCUAUUGACUUUAUGAGUCAAUUUGGGUAGAAAAAUUAUGACGUCUAGAAGAAAUGAUUACAUUUUCGAGCCGUAUAAGGUUACCGAAGUGCAAUGUCGGGGUUUUGAAAGUCCCAGACCUCGUAGUGGACACAGGAUAGCUUGUGAUGAUGCUAAUAUUUAUUGUUUUGGUGGCUACAAUCCUUCGCUACCGCUGACUAACAUUCAAAGAGACAAUCCAACUUGGACGCCGGCGCGACCCCUUUUCAAAGAACUUUGGAGUUUCUCUAUAGCUAGUCGAAAAUGGAAACAACAUAAAGUAAUUGAAAACAUGCCGGAAGAGCUAGCGUCAAACGCAAUGUGUAUGAAUGGGAGAUACUUAAUGAUAUUCGGCGGCACAGGUGCACCAUUUGGCAACAAAUGCAGUAAUGAUGUGAUUGUGUGGCGAACAUGCAAUGAGGAUGCAAGACUGCAAAUCUUAGAAGUCACUGGAACUAGACCUCCUGGACAGUAUGGGCAAGCCAUAUUGUGCCACGAUGGAUGUUUUUAUACAGUGGGAGGCACUAAUGGAUUUGCAUAUAACUGUGAUAUUUAUAGGUUAGAUCUGCGGACACUAGUAUGGGAGCCAGUGUUUGUAGGCACAGGUCAAGAAGGUGAGCCAUUAGGCAGAUACAGACAUGAAAUUGCCCGUGUCGGCAAUAAGCUCUACAUAAUUGGUGGAGGCACCGGGGAUUGGGCGUUCGAACUUAUGGAAAUACCUAUGUUUGAUUUUGAUAAUAAUACCUGGAGAAUAUUAACUCCAAAGGCUGAUGAUAGUUCCAAAGAUACUAUUGCUCCCUUACCUAGAAAGUGCCACAGUGCAGUACAGAUUGAGUCGCCCACUGGUGCACAGGUGUUUGUAGCGGGUGGCUCUGAUGGACAGUCAGUGUUUGAGGAUAUUUGGAGGUUAAACAUCUCUGAUUUACAAUGGACUCUAAUGCAGAAGACAGUGUUACCACAUCCUCUAUAUUUUCAUUCUUCAGCAGUUACAUCUUCGGGUUGUAUGUAUGUGUUUGGUGGUAUUGAGCCAAAAGAAGAUGCAGCUAGUAGGAAUAAUAUACUUUAUAAGGUCUGGCUAUGUGUACCAAAAUUGAGUGAAAUUUGCUGGGAAGCAUUACUGCAUUUCCAUCCAAACUUAGAUCAAGUAGACGGUAGAUCAUUGUUAAAUAUUGGAAUUCCAAGUGAGUUUGUACAGAGAUUACAUAUGCAGUAACAAAGUUUAUUUUUUUUUGCUGUAAGCAAUAUUGUGUUCUAUAAUUAUAUUUAUGUAUUUGUCCAUUAAUGAUUUUAUGUUUAUAAGCUAAACAUUUACUGACAAAUAUAACUUAACUUAAUCAUUUGUAUUAUAAUA
Messenger RNA from Helicoverpa armigera (cotton bollworm), 1488 nucleotides. It is a transcript of the gene slim, whose product is annotated as scruin like at the midline. The transcript has 3 exons. Gene Ontology annotation, molecular function: protein binding. The coding region runs from base 157 to 1350 and encodes 397 amino acids. NCBI's taxonomy places the organism in Eukaryota, Metazoa, Arthropoda, Insecta, Lepidoptera, Noctuidae. The record is from RefSeq and is a predicted model, not a curated record. Gene Ontology annotation, biological process: positive regulation of stress-activated MAPK cascade.